Messenger RNA from Coregonus clupeaformis (lake whitefish), 3707 nucleotides. Its product is annotated as tripartite motif-containing protein 54. The record is from RefSeq and is a predicted model, not a curated record. Lineage: Eukaryota; Metazoa; Chordata; Actinopteri; Salmoniformes; Salmonidae. Bases 630 to 2117 code for a protein of 495 amino acids. The transcript is spliced from 12 exons. Gene Ontology annotation, molecular function: zinc ion binding.
CAUUCACCUUUCCAUCGCUACAGCCCUCUCGAGGUCUAUCUAUCCCAGUGGAGUGGACGGUUCAGGAAUACACACGCUGUCCUCGCCCUGGACGGUUGGCAGACCCAACUACCGUGUAUCUAGAAAGAGGCAUGAAGGAGGGUGGAGUGUUGUGACUGAGAAAGCAGGGAUGGUGGAAGAAGAGGAAGAGUGAGACGUUCUGGACAGAGUUUUUCAAGAGGUGCUGUCGAAGAAUCCCAACUCGACAUACUCCACAGUCGGUGUGUUGGCGGCGGGAUCCCUGCUAUAGGAAGAAGAGAGAGGGGGACUGGACAGAGACCUGACUGCCUGUCCUGAGCUAUCUGCUUUCUGGAAGAAGAGAGAGGGGGACUGGACAGAGACCUGACUGCCUGGCCUGAGCUAUCUGCUUUCUGGAAGAAGAGAGAGGGGGACUGGACAGAGACCUGACUGCCUGUCCUGAGCUAUCUGCUUUCUGGAAGAAGAGAGAGGGGGACUGGACAGAGACCUGACUGCCUGGCCUGAGCUAUCUGCUUUCUGGAAGAAGAGAGAGGGGGACUGGACAGAGACCUGACUGCCUGGCCUGAGCUAUCUGAUACUGUAGCUCCUCUCCAUCGGACAGGCCGUCCACCAUGUCUGUCCCCGCGGAGCAGGGCUCCUACCCCCGGGACAGGGAGCAGGCAGGCCUGGGGACCCUACAGAGACAGCUCAUCUGCCCUAUCUGUCUGGAAGUAUUCACCAAGCCAGUGGUUAUCCUGCCAUGCCAACACAACCUCUGCAGGAAGUGUGCCAACGACCUCUACCAGCCCUCUCUGUUCCAGGUGGGGUCUGGAGGGAGGUUCCGCUGUCCGUCCUGCAGUCAGGAAGUUGUGUUGGACCGCCACGGUGUCUACGGGCUACAGCGCAACCUGCUGGUGGAGAAUAUUAUUGACGUCUACAAACAGGAGUCCACCAGUUCUAGAUCCACGUCGUCCAAGCCCGCGGGCCAGCCCACCUGUGAGGAGCACGACGGUGAGAAGGUCAACAUUUACUGCGUCACCUGCCAGGUGCCCACCUGUUCCCUCUGCAAGGUUUUCGGUGCCCACAACACCUGCCAGGUGGCACCACUAACACAGGUCUACCAGCAGCAGAAGGCUGAGCUGAUUGAGGGGGUUAGCUCCUUGGUGGCGUCGAACGGCCAGGUCCAAGCCUUCAUCAAUGAGUUGGAGGUGACCUGCAAGAAUGUUGAGGAGAACUGUAAGACCCAGAAGCAGACAGUGUGUGAGAGGUUUGACCGCAUGCUCGCCAUCCUGGAGGAGCGACGGAGGAUCAUGACCCAGCGAAUCACGGACGAGCAGGAGGAGAGGACAGGUCACGCCCAUUCUCUGGUGCGAUCCUAUGGAGAGAGUGUAGAGACCAACACCAAACUGGUGGAGACCGCUAUGGUCACCAUGCAGGAUCCGGAGAUGGCUGCCUUCGUGAAGACUGCAAAAGACCUGAUUGUAAAGGUGAAUGAGGCAUCCAGUACCUGCAUCGUGGAGACCCUGGAGCCUGGUUAUGAGAACAUGGACCACUACAGGGUCAACUUCAACGCAGAGAAGAGGGCUCUGUACAAGCUGGACUUCAUCAAAGUGGAGGAGGAGGGAGAACCAGAGCCAGAAACAGAAUGUGAACCAGUUCUGGAUCUAGAACCGGAGCCCGUUCUGGAACAAGCAACAGUUCUAGAACCAGUGGCACUGCCAGUACUGGUGCAAGAACUAGAGCCAGAAUCAGUGCCACAGCCAGUGCUGGUGCCAGUGCUGAUGGAAGACCUACAGACAGAACCGGAGCCAGUGCCAGUGCAAAAGCGACAGCUAGUUCCAGAACAUGUGGCAGUUCUAGAACCAGUAGCAUUUCCAGGACAUGUGGCAGUUCUAGAACCAGUAGCAUUUCCAGGACAUGUGGCAGUUCUAGAACCAGUAGCAUUUCCAGAACACGUGGCAGUUCUAGAGCCGGUGGAAGUUCUAGAACCAGAGUCAGCAUCCAGUCAGGUCCUGGAUGCAGAGCCUGUGUUGGAGCUGAAGACAGUGGGAGGAAAGUUGGGGACUGAAGGACCCAGCAGAGCUGACCGAGCAGUUCAGGGGUCAGGCAGAGGGGUGUGAUGAAGACCUGCAGAAAGAGGAGUUCUGUGACCAAGAGGGCUUAAAUACACAGCAGGCUGUCACGCUGUUCUUCUUCGUCCUGGCCCUGGUGGUCAUGUUCCAGAGUGCGUGGGCCCACAUCAAGAGCUUUGUUUGUAUAUAGCAGAGCACAGCAGCAGGAUCACACUACUAAGAUGGCAAGUAUGGUUUGUUUUUCUGAGAUGAUUAGCAUUUUGCUGCAGCAAGGCUUGUCGUAUGGUUGUGACUUGCAACGUCGAUCCGACAUAUUUGAUGACGUUGUCUGAAGAUGCAGCAUCACUCAUGUUGUUUGUUUUCUGUAGUCUUGGCUACCAUCUGAGUGGGGGAACAAGCAGAGAAGUCCCCCUUCAGUGGGCCCCCAGGGAGGGAGAGGAGGGACUGAGCAGAGCAUUGACACACAUUUUAGCCCCAACAGCAGUACUACUGCUGCCACCUUGUGGCCAUAGAGUGGUAUCACAGGCAGUCAGUCAGCCCAACUGGAAGCUUGUGGUCAGAAGUGGUCAGGACUUGUGGAGCUGUCUAAAUAGUAGGUUUUUGUGCUCUCACAAAAAAAAAUUUGCAUUCACUUACGCUUGUCCAUUGAAUCAUGACGCUCCUUGUUGCAUGACAUCAUUAUUUACUUUGUUUGUUAUAAACACAUGAAUGUCUCCAUGUUAGUAUCUCUAUGUGUCUCUAUGUAAUGCCUUCUUGGCUAACUGUGUGCUCUCUUGAAUAGCCUAUGUGACCUUUCCAGUAGCUUACUGGCCUACGUACAUGAUGCAUCCCUUAUCUGUAGCACCUUGCAUUUGAAGGCGUCUGUCCAUCUCCAUUCUCCCUCCAGAUUGGUCCUGGGUCAGGCAACCCCACACAACAGGCAGGUGGCCCCUCCUUCCCCUCCUCCCCCUCCCCUCCUUCCUCCAGGGAGUCCACUAGUCUCAGCUUCUCUUUCUCCUGGCUCAACGCUCUCACCAAAGAAGAAGAAAUUAAGAAGAAGAAGAAGAAGGGACUGUGUGCACCUGUACUACAGAGGGCCUGGCGGAACCAUCACCAUGGCUACAGAUGGGACAGGACAGGCCAGGCAGAGACCAGGCCAAGAUGGUUGAAACAUCAAUGAUGUCAAAUUCUUCUAAUUAAAUUAUUUUAAACGUCAAGAGCGGGAGCUGCACCUGUUUUUCCCAGGCACACAGAGAAAAGCACACUCAAUAUCCACUGACCAUUUUGCAGGUCUUAAAUAUUGUAGCUAUUGUAAGUUAUUGUGCUCAUGUACACUAUGUGUUGGGGGUAGAUAUGAUUAAAUAUCCCUUCAUUAUUUGUUGAUUGUUAUUAUCAUGUGAUGCAUGAAGGGUCUAUCAUGUGUGUGUGUGUGUGUUAGAUUUUCUUUAGCAUAUCUAGUUCUGUUGUUCUGGCGGUGCACCGAUGCAUGAUAAGUUGUCAUUUUCACUCUACUUGUUGAUCCCUAUAUCCAGUGCCUUCAGGAAGUAUUCACACCCCUUGACUUUUUCCACAUUUUGUAGUGCUGCAGCUUUAAUUUUAAAUUGAUUUAAAUUUAGAUUUUUUUUGUCACUGGCCUACACACAAUACCACAAUGUCAAA